CUAGAUUUUUCCAAUAGAGAAGAGAAGUCCCGAAACGAGGAAAGGAUGCCUUCUUCGCCUUUGCAGACAAGAGAAAGGCAACGUAAUAGCUCAAGAAGAAGAACACGAAGCAGAAGAAUCCGCACGCGGAGGGGAGGAUAUACACAUUGAAUAUAUAUAUAUAUAUAUCUUGUUCUUGUAGUAGUCUUGGCUGCUGCGUCAAAAUCGUCCGGAGAUCGCGGUUUCGAAACCCUAGAUCAGAUCGAAAUCCUGGGCUGAAGUAUUGAAUUCUGAUACAAUAUGAGUAUUGAUAGCCCUGAAGUAGGUUGAUUUAAUUUAUAUGUGUUUUUUUUUUUGGAAAAGUUGGAUGCUUUCCAUGGGAGAUGGAGGAGUUGCUUGCGUGGCGGCAUCACAGAAUUUUAUGGAGCAUUUUAACUCCUCCGAGCCCUUUUGUGGGAACCACGGAUUUGAAAAAAGUCAGAAUUCCGGGCAGCUACUAGAUGAUGAUCAACAGGUUGCGGGUAACUUGCAGCGGAACAAGAAGGAAGGGAGUAGUAGUGGUGAAUUUCAUUGUGAAAAUGCUAAUAAUAAUGAUGUUGUGGGGAGUAGUAGAGCUAAAAUUCACGUUGUAGAGUUUGGAAAGAGUAAUAGUAGUGAUGUUAUUGUUGGUUCUACUGUGAAUACUGCUAGUACUAGUUAUUCUGAAGAAGUUGUUGCUGUUGAGCAUUUAGAUAGGCCGAAGCGAUCUUCGAGGUGGGAUGUUACACAGGAAAGCAAUGGUUGGGAUUCUAGGAUUAGGGAAAAUGGUGUAGGAGUGGGAUUGCGGAGGCAUGAUGAAAGGCAUAAGGAAGUUGAAUUGGGAUUGGGCCAGGACAAUGUUGGAAGAGAACUUAAUCAUCAUGGUGAGAAGCUUUGUGGGUUGGAUGUUCGAUUGAAGAGUAGGAGAGGGGUUGUUUCAGAUGAUUUGCAUUCACGUUCAGGGCAUUUUGAGUCAUCUUCCUGUAAAAAUUCAAGUGAGAGAUAUUCAGUUGAUAGGUAUCCUGGGCAUUGUAAGUCAAAUUCCUCUUCGAGAAGUCAUUAUGACAGGCAUUCAAGGCAUUUUGAAUUUUCUGCUUCGAGAAUUGUACAUGAAAGGUAUUCUAGUAGGCGGUCUGGAAGUGCAGAUAAGGGUGGUUACUGUGAGCGGAGCUCAUAUGAGAGUAGGAGAUGCCAAUAUGAAGAAAGGAAUGGUUACAAGAAGAGCAGUGCAGAUAAGUAUUAUAACAGAUACAAUAGCAGUCAGGUCUAUGAUGAUAGGAAGUAUCAUCGCAGGGAAGUUGAAUGGAGGGAGAGUCGUCGACAUUCGAACUAUAGACAAUCUCAUAGUGGCUGGGAUCGAGGGGAUGAUGGUAGGCUGUCUGAUGUCAGGCAAUCUCACAGUGGCUGGGGCGAGAGAAAUUUGGAUGAAAACAGGCAAUCUGAUGGAAGGCAAUCUCACAGCAGCUGGAGUGAUCGAGUUUUGGAUGAUAACAGACAUUCUGAUAGCAGACAAUCUCACAGUGGCUGGGAUCAAGUUUUGGAUGAUGGGAAGGGAUGGAAUUCAACGUCAUGGGGGAAUCAUGGGAGGUCAGCAUACUCCAGCCUCGUAAAGGAUUCAAGGUCCUCCAAGGAUGUGGAAGCCCAAUUGAGUGCAUCGCCUGCUCAAACUCCUGCAUCUGAUCGUUCUGUAAGAUUACAUGAUGAAGUACGAAGUGAAGGCAACAAUACACACUUGAGUGAACAAAGUGCUUUGUCAGAACCUCCCAAACAUGAAGAAUCAAUAUGUCGAGGCUGGGUUUAUAUUGAUCACCUUGGAAUAGAACAAGGUCCCUUAAAACUUGCGGAUCUGAGAAUGCUAGUAGACGAUGGACAGCUGCAGUCUGAUCACUUAAUCAAGCGAGAAGGAAGUGAUGAAUGGGUAACACUAGAAAAUGCUGCAUCUCCUAUGCCUCUCGGAAAGCUAUCACUUAUAACAUCAAAGUGUUCUCCACAGACUCAGAGCGAUCCUGUCACUGAAAUUCCAAGUAAUAAAACUGGAGUGGAGGCAAACAACUCAAAAAAUGUACAGGGAAUGCCAAAUUGCGACAGCAUACAUUCAGCUCCGCAGGAUAGUAACACAAAUGUAUGGUUUGAGGACUUUCACAUUGAUGAAAGGAUAGAAAAACUGAUGCAAGGAUUUCCUCUCAUCCCUGGCAGAGAGAAUGAGAUUGUUUCAGAAGCUCUGCGCCAUGCAGCACGACAUGUGAAUCACAGUUUGGAACACAAUGCAGAAUGUGAAGGGUCUCCAGGUCUCAAAGAUGGCUAUGAUAAAUACUGCAAUCGGUGGAGAGAUGCAGAGCUUGGUAGAGGGUCUGAAAAUGAUUCUAAUGUUUCCAAGAUAGCAACAACAUUAGGUGCAACAUUGAAAAAAGAUUUGGACUAUGAUAAAGAUGUUUCUACUGGCACAGGCAUACGGGGUGAAGGCUAUUCUCAUUUUUCUGGCAGAUGGCCAUCUAAAGGUGGUGACUGGAAACGAACUGGUGAAAAUGUAGGUGGUUGUGACAGGCUUUUGAGGAAAAAAGUUCUUAAUGACGGGGUCCCACUCUGUCAUAUAUUGAAGUCUGAAAGAGUGAUGGAUCCACGCAGGUUCCUAAAAGAAGCUUCUUCUUAUGCUACACAAGGUAAAAGGCUAGAGGUGCCUCGUUGGGCUUAUCAGUGGCAAGAAGAGAAGAUUGAUCCAUUCCAGAAGACAGAUGUUGCACUCGAAAUUCACUUGCAAUCAGGUCAGGGAUCAAUCGCAACCCCAAAAGCACACGCUGCUACAUCAAAGUACCAAGUUUGUACUCCUGGUUCUCAAAUUUCAACACCAAGGGGAACUGUGACAUCUCAUUGUGGACAUGAUGUGUUGAAAACUGUAAGGACAAACAAUGGGGAUUUAAGUAAGAUUCUUAUAGGAAACAAAUUAAAUCAGCACGUGUCAUCAGCUACAAAAGUUCCAAAUAUUGGCAAAGCCACAUCUUCCUUUCAGUGUGAAAUGAAAUCUGUACUGAAGAGAAAUACUGCAAUUUUUAAAGAGUCUGGUCCUUCAGCAUGGGAAUUAUCUGCUAAUAAUCAAUACAUGGAACAAAAUUUUGUGAAGGCUGAACGGAUUCCACACCAGCAAUUGCAUUGUAGCAUGCCUGCAGAGGAUGCUAGGGUGUCCCCUUCUAGGGUUCAUGUAUCUGGUCUGCGGCAGGCACCAGAAGCUGAAGUAACUCAGGCGAGUGAAGUAAUUUCUUCGGCAUAUGUUAAAACUGUGAACGAUCUAAAAUUAGAUGAGGGAGAAUGGUUUUAUCGUGAUGGUGCUGGCCAUGAAAAGGGUCCAUUAACAUAUGCACAGCUUCAGAUGCAUGUUUCUGAUGGCAUCCUUCAGAAAAAUAGCAGUGCUUACAGGAAAAGUGAUGAUACAUGGGUUCCAAUUUCCCAUGAGUUUUCUGCAAAUUUAAAUUCUCUGGAGAAGGCCAUAGUUGUAGAUUCCCCAUGCCACCCUCCUGGAACAGCCAGUCCAGCUUGCAAAGAUCCAGAGCAACAUGAGCUUCAAGAUUGCACACCAAACAAUUUUCAUGCCCUUUAUCCCCAGUUUGUGGGAUAUGCACGAGGCAAGUUGCAUGAACAUGUUAUGAAGUCUUACAGAAGUAGGGACUUUGCAGCAGCUAUUGGGGAAGUGUUGGAUGCCUGGUUAAACCCAAAACAAUCAAAAAAUUCCAAGGAUGAACGCACUUCAAGCAUUUCAAUAUCACGACAUUCAUCAGUGAUUGAUAGCUUAGGUAAUAAGGACAAUGGUUUCAACUUGCAUAACUCAGAAGGAAAGCUGGAUAGGAAUAAAAGCACAAGUACUUCUCAACAUAACAAUAGUCACAAUUUUUCACGUUCAGGCUUAUAUUUGUUGGAAUCUGAAAAAGUUAGCAGCCAUAGCAGAUUUGAAAUUGAAUUGGCCGAUAGUCACAGUCAUGGUAAAAAUCAGGAUACUUGCAAAAGGCGUCGGUUGCAAGUUAUUCAAGAAAGUGACAAGAGAAAUGUUGCCAGAAGUGAGUUGCAGGAAGAUUUUGAUGUUGAUAAAUCAUGUGGAGAUUUGGAUCAGGAAGCAACUAGUCAUUUUGAAGACAUUAGCAAUACACAAACUAAUGUGCAUGGGAGUAUGAUGGACCGUCGAAUACUUGAGAGGGUUUUCCAUUUCCUUGGAGAUGACUUAAAAUCAAUUUCCUCCUCUGCUGCUACAUGCAAACGUUGGAACACUGUUAUUCGAACUAUGAAGUCAAAGACCAGACGGAUUGACUUUUCUUAUUUGGGUGCCAUCUGCAGUGAUGUGGUGUUUCAAUCAAUUAUGGGGAGCUACAGAGAGGGAAAGAUCAAACAUCUCAUACUCAAAAGCUGCACAAACUUGAGUGCUGAUGCUCUGGCCAAUUUUCUUAAUGGUUGCUCAUCCAUUGUUUCCAUUGACAUAACUGGAUGUAAUCAAUUCAGAGAUGUUGCUCGAAUGUUUUCUAAUGUGAAAUGGCAAAGAUCUCAUGUUCCAGGUCCUAGCAGUAGUGGUGAUCAAAGUGAAGAGACACACUGCAAAGUUAAAAGCCUGAAACAAAUAAAUGACAAAUUUUAUGGAUCAUGCAGAUCUUCUAGGGCUCUGGAUAUCCAUACAUCCGAUGAUUCUGCAGGAAGAGAUAUGGUUAUACCACCAUUGGAAGCAGAUCAAGAAGAACCUAUGGAUGUGGAUGAUUUGCAUGUUGAUAGUAAGAUCACAGUAAGUCCUGUCCGCCAGCGUACACACUUAGCUAAGCGCUUCAAACUAAAUAGCAACGGGAAAUCUGCAAAAAUCCAGAUGGAAGAUGGCAGUUUCAAGGGAGAAUCUUUGGGGAGGUCUUCUACUGGGUAUUCGGUUGGAGGUGAUAAGAUGAUCGAGAGACAUCUAUCUGCUACACUGAAGGACAUAUUGGGUGUGAACACAAACAAUUACUUUCUGCAACGGGCAUUGAAGAUUGAGCAAAGAAUAAAAUCUGGUGGCUACAGUGGACAUAUGCAGGGCAUAUUUUCCUUUGAGAAUGAUGUAUUUCUUCUCUGCAGAAAAGCAUUCCAGGAGCACAAGAAAGGUUCUCAAGAACAUGUUGCAGCAGAGGAGAUAUUCAAAGCAGCUCAUCGUCACAUCAAAAACCUUAAACAUAAGUUUAUAAAAGUUUUUUCUGGUGGUACACAGCAUCACAAGUCUACAAAUGGGAAUGAGAUGAUGCCAAGGUUGGGCAAGGACAAAUCUCAGAGUAACUUGUAUACAAGUUCAAAUGUAAAGAAGAGAUAUGGGAGGGGCAUGGCAAUGGCUGCAAAAAGAAGUAAGCGGAGGAGAGGCAUGUCUAAUAGUGAUUGUAGUGACUUCAUUGAGGAAGAUAUGUCAGACCGUGAAAGGAGGAUUUCAAAACAAAAGAAGAGACACUGGUCAGAUUCAGAGACUGAAACAUCAGAAAGUUCAGGCUUUCUGGAAGAGGAAUUUCUAGAAAAAGAUGACAAGAAUGAUAUUGACGAUUCAGAUUUGGAUAUGAAAUAUGACUCUGAAGGUGAAUAUGGAGGCUUUUAUGAACAAAAGUAUGCAUUAGAAGAUGAGUUGGAGAUUAGUGUACGUGAGUGGGGGGCUAAAAUGACUACAGACAGUCUAGUUCCACCUGUCACCAGAAAGUAUGAGGUUAUUGAUGAGUAUGUUAUAGUGACAGAUGAAGCCGAAGUACACCGAAAAAUGAAGGUUUGUUUACCUGAUGAUUAUGAGAAGAAGCUUAAGGCAGCUCAAGACAACAGAGAUAACAAUUAUGCACAUCUUGAUAUUCCAGAAUUGAAGGAAUUUAGACCAAGGAAACAACUUGGAGUUGAGGUUUUGGAGCAGGAAGUUUAUGGUAUUGAUCCAUACACGCAUAACCUCAUUUUUGAUACAAUGCCAAAAGGAGAGUUUACCUUUGAUGAACGGCACACCAUUAUUGAAGAAGUGCUUCUUCGGGUUUUAAAUGAAAGUGUCAGAGAUUACACAGGCACUGGUAAGACACCCAUGGAAUAUCCUGUACAAGAUGUUGUUCAGAGGAUGAUAGUGCAGGCUGAAAAAUGUGAUGAUGUCCACAAACAGACAUUUUUUCAAGGUCUUUUGAAGACCAUGCAAAGUCGUGAGUCAACUGAGAAAUAUGUUGCUUAUAGGAAGGGGCUUGGAGUUGUUUGCAACAAGGAGGGCGGCUUUGAGAAAGAUGACUUUGUUGUAGAGUUCUUGGGUGAGGUUUAUCCUGCUUGGAGAUGGUAUGAGAAGCAGGAUGGGAUCAGGUCUUUUCAGAAGAAGGAUAAAGAUCCCGCUCCUGAGUUCUAUAAUAUUGUUUUAGAGAGGCCAAAGAGUGAUGGUGCAGGGUAUGAUUUAGUUGUGGUUGAUGCAAUGCACAAAGCUAAUUAUGCCAGCCGCAUUUGUCAUUCUUGUCGACCCAAUUGUGAAGCCAAAGUCACUGCUGUUGAUGGACAAUACCAAAUAGGCCUAUAUACUUUACGACCUAUACAGUAUGGGGAAGAAAUCACAUUUGAUUAUAAUUCCUUAACAGAGAGCAAGGAAGAGUAUGAGGCAUCUGUGUGUUUGUGUGGUACCUAUGGUUGCAGAGGUAGCUACUUAAAUCUUGCUGGGGCAGGGGCCUAUCAAAAGGUCCUGAAGGAGUGCCACAGUAUAUUAAACAGGCAUCACUUGCUCCUGGAAGCUUGUACCAAUUCUGUUUCUCAAGAAGACUUGAAUGAUUUGCGCAAUGCAGGUGUUGGGACUUGUCUGCUGUCGGGAUUACCUGGCUGGGCAAUAGCAUAUUCAGCCCGUGUGGUGAGGUUUAUGAAUCUUGAAAGAAGCAGGCUUCCCGACCAAAUAGUAAAGCAUAUUAGAAAAGAAAAGAGGAAGGCUGGUUUUGAGAUUUCUUAUGAAUGUGAUGAGAGGGGUGAGGCAGAGGUUCAGGCAGAAGGAUUCUACAAUCAAAGGCUUCAUAACCUUGCUAUUACUCUUGAUAAGGCAAGGUACAUAAUAAGGAAUAUUCAUCAAGACCCGAAAAAAGCUCCUCCACCUCUACGAAAGCUCGAUUCUACAGAAUUAGUUUCACUACUUUGGAAGGGUGAGAAUUCGUUGGUUGAGGAGUUACUCCGAUGCAUGGCAAACCAUGUUGAUGUGGAACGGUUGAACCGCUUGAAGCAACAGGUUCAUAUGCGUGAACUAAGUGGUUCCAAGAAUAUAGAAAAAAGUUUACGUGAAUCUUUGUUGUGGUUAAGAGAUGAGUUGCGAAAUAUGCCAUCAUCAUGUAGAUGCCGUCAUGAUGCUGCUGCAGAUUUGAUUCACUUGUAUGCAUAUACGAAAUGCUUCUUUAAAAGUCUUGAUUAUGGCCCUUUAGUAUCUCCGCCUCUGUAUAUCAGCCCCCUUGAUCUGGGUCCCAAGUAUGCAGACAGCUUGGGAGCAGGGUUUCAAGAAUGGCAAAAAACAUACAGCAAGGACUAUGCACUAGGUCAGUUGAUAUAUUGGUUCAAGCAGACUUCUUCGGACCCUGGUGCUAGCCUAAAUAAAGCACGGAGAGGUUGCUUAGUUCUACCGGAAAUCUCAUCAUGCUAUGCCAAGACCCACAAACAAGAAUUAUCCCAAGAUUAUGGCUCUAAACAGCGUGCAGAGCUGAUAAGAAGGAUGGAGCGAGAACCUCAAAAGCCAUGGCCAAGGGGUGAGUUUUGGGAAUUCAAGAUUAAUCGGGGUCUUUUUGGCAGCCCUAUGUUUGAUGCUGUUAUGAAUAACUCAUCUUUAGAUAAAGAGAUGGUGCAGUGGCUGAAAAAUCGGUCUAGUCCAUUCGAGGGUUCAUAUUAUCACUGACACUGAGUCACACAUUGUUUUGGAAUGAUUAUUCCAUUGAUCUAGAGCUUCUUGUGUGCAUAUGCUAUGGGAAGCGGUAAUCAUCUCAAAACAACAGUGUAUCUCUUGAGAUGUUCUUUGUACAGGUUUUGUACUUCAUAUUCCUUAUGUAGCAAUGUUACCUUGCUCCCAUACAGCUGCUUUCUUCUUGAUUUAUUGUAUUGAGGACUUCUGAAAAUUCAAAGUGGGUUGCAACUGCCUUUACAAGCCUUUCUGUAUUAUUCUUUACACUCUAGCAGAGAAAGAUUUCUCGUUUUUUAGAGAAAGCUCCUUUCCUGAUUUGUUACAGGGCAUUUGCACCUUGGAAUGACUCAGAUGUCUGAAGUGUCUAUUAAAUGGACAGCUUCACAUCUUCUAAUUCAGGUGUCAUCAAUUUUAUUUUGUUAUGAUCCAUUUGUAGAUUAAAAUUUCUUCACUUGUACA
Molecule: messenger RNA, 8308 nt
Organism: Cryptomeria japonica (Japanese cedar)
Lineage: Eukaryota; Viridiplantae; Streptophyta; Pinopsida; Cupressales; Cupressaceae
Product: histone-lysine N-methyltransferase ATXR3
Exons: 21
Coding region: 320-7846 (2508 amino acids)
Molecular function (GO): protein binding
Source: RefSeq, a predicted model, not a curated record